AUGGAAUCAUUUAGGUCAAACAUCAGUGCAGAAUUGAUGGAAACUAAAAUUGUUUCGUCCUUGAAAAUCAUGAUGGAUGAAAAUAAUGUCCUAGCAAAGGCAUUUCGUUCAGCACGGGAUAGAUACCAAAUUGAUGGCUCUGCUGAUGUUAAGUUACGGUUAAUAACCAGAAGAAAUACUGAUGCAAGGACAUAUAAUUUGCCAACGGCAUCUGAAGUUGCUGCACUGAUACUUGGAGAUAUUGACGAGAGCGGAGUUAAUAGGGAUAUAAUAAUUGAGACAAAAUCAAGAAUCUUGCAGAGGAUAGAAGUAGUACAUCCAAUGUACCUUGCUCUUCAAUAUCCUUUAUUGUUUUCAUACGGUGAGGAUGGUUACAGAUUACAUAUAGCUACUUCUUCUCGACCAAAUGUCAGAAGAACUGAGAAAAGAUCAACAAUAAGCAUGAGAGACUUCUUUGCAUACAGACUUCAGAGAAGGACUAACGAGUCUCAGGUGCUUUUGCGGUCAAGAAGAUUACUGCAACAAUUCAUAGUAGAUGCCUACACUAUGGUUGAGUCAGAACGGCUUUUAUACUUACGAUUGAAACAACCAAACUUGAGGCUAGGCAAGUUCAAGAAAUUGCAUGAGUGUAUGGUUCGUGGUGAAACUAAUGCCAUUAACACUGGACAAAGAAUUAUUCUCCCAAAGAGCUUUACCGGUGGUCCAAGGAACAUGUUCAACAAUUACAAAGAUGCUUUUGCAAUAUGUAAAUAUGCUAGAUAUCCAAGUUACUUUAUCACUAUGACAUGUAAUCUAGAAUGGAAUGAGAUAAAAAGAGAGGUAACACCCCAAGGAUUCCAUGCAGAGGAUAGACCAGACAUCUUAUGUAGAAUAUUCAAGUUGAAGGUUGAUAAAUUAAUUAAGGAAUUGAAGAGAGGAACAUUCUUUGGAAAGAUUAUUGGAUAUUGUCCAACCAUAGAGUUUCAGAAGAGAGGUCUACCUCAUGCCCAUUGUCUUUUAUUCAUGCAUCCGGAAUCAAAACCACGAACUGUUGAUGACAUAGACAAGGUUAUUAAGACAGAGAUUCCAGAUAAGAGGGAAAAUCCAAAAUUGUAUGCUGCUGUUGAGAAAUAUAUGGUUCAUGGUCCAUACGGUCAUUUAAAUAGAAAGAGCCAAUGCAUGAUCAAUGGUAAAUGCUCAAAGUUUUUUCCCAAGGCAUUUCGAGAUAGGACAAUUAUUGACGAAGCAGGCUUUCCAAGAUAUCAAAGAAGAGAUGAUGGGCGAACUGUAUCAAAGAAAAAUAUAGAGGUUGACAAUUCCUUCAUAGUUCCAUACAAUCCCGGUCUUCUUCUAAAAUUUGGAUGUCACAUCAAUGUUGAGUAUACUUGCCAAACUUCAGCAAUCAAAUACCUGUUUAAGUAUCUUCACAAGGGUAAUGACAGGGUGACAGCUGCAUUUUAUCAAAGCAACGAAUCUCAGGUAGAUGAAAUACGUAAUUAUUAUGAUUGUAGAUAUAUAUCAGCAUGUGAAGCUGCAUGGAGAUUGUUUGGUUAUCCUAUUCAAAUAAAGGAACCAGCAGUAAUAAGAUUACCAUUCCAUCUUCCUGAUGAUAUGCCAAUUGUCUACAAAGAUACCGAUACAAUUCAGUCAGUUGUUGAGACUUCUUUUUUCAAGGAAUCUAUGUUGAUUGGAUGGUUCAAAGCAAAUGAAGCCCAUAAUGAUGCAAAAAAUCUGACUUAUUUUGAGUUUCCAACAAAAUUUGUUUGGAAUGGAGAGCAUCAUAUGCGGACUCAUAGAAAGCAAGGCUAUGUCAUAGGAAGGAUAUCUCAUAUACCACUAAUGAAUAAAGAAGAUUACUAUCUAAGGCUACUUUUGAACAUUCAAAAGGGAUGCACGAGUUUCAGUGAUCUAAGAACAGUUGAUGGUGUCGUUUAUGACUCCUUCAAAGAUGCAUGCUAUGCUCUAGGACUGUUGCAGGAUGACAGAGAAUUCAUUGAUGCAAUUUCUGAAGCAGGAACAUGGCACUCUGCAACUUUUUUAAGGAGACUUUUUGUUGUUUUAUUAACAUCAAAUAACAUGAGUAGGCCAGAUUUUGUUUGGCAAAAGACUUGGAACUUUCUCUCCGAUGACGUACUAUAUGAACAAAGAAGAUUACUGCAAAUGAAAGAAAAUUUGGUGUCUAGCUUAGAAGACAGAAUCAUCAUGGAAGAGUUGAACUUUGACGUUAAUGCUCUUGCGAAUGAACUAAGUGGGUAUUUAGAAAGGCUAACUAAUGAGCAGAAAUUUGCAUACGAUCAAAUAAUUGGUGCUGUUAGCAGUAAUAUGGGUGGACUUUUCUUCUUAUACGGUCAAGGUGGUUGUGGAAAAACAUUCUUAUGGUCAACUAUAUCAUGCUCAAUUAGGUCUAAAGGAGGUAUAGUUUUAAAUGUUGCUUCGAGUGGGAUUGCUGCACUUUUGUUGUCUAAUGGAAGAACUGCACAUUCAAGGUUUAAAAUUCCUUUGGCCAUAAAUGAGAAUUUUUUGUGUAGCAUUAAACAAGGAAGUCCUCUUGCAAGGUUAAUAUCCAAGGCCAAAUUAAUCAUACGGGAUGAAGCUCCAAUGAUAAGUAAGUAUUGUUACGAAGCUUUAGAUAAAUGCCUCAGAGACAUCUUAAGGUGUUCAGAUUCGUAUAAUGCUCAUUUGCCAUUUGGAAGUAAAGUUGUUGUUCUCGGAGGAGAUUUUAGACAAAUUUUACCUGUGAUUCCCAGAGGCUCACGGCAAGAUAUAAUUCAGUCUUCUAUUAAUUCUUCAUAUUUGUGGCAUAACUGUAAGGUUUUGAAGCUUACAAAAAACAUGAGAUUGUCACUAGGUGAAAACAACAACAUACAAGAACUCAGAAAUUUUGCAGAAUGGCUACUCAAAAUUGGUGAUGGUUUGGCUGGUGAUACAACAGAUGGUGAAUCGAUCGUUCAUAUACCAUCUGACAUUUUGAUUAAGAACUCUGAGACAGCUUUGGAUGACCUCAUUGAUUUCGUGUAUCCAAAUAUGUUAUCCAAUUUAUCCGUUGAAAAUUAUUUCAAGGAUAGAGCAAUUCUUGCACCAACUUUGAAUUGUGUCACUGAUGUCAACAACAAGAUGACUGCAGGGUUACUUGGACAAAAAAGAGUCUACUUAAGUUUAGACUCUGUGUGUGCUGAAGAGGAAAAUAUGGAAUUUGAGUUAGAUGCUUUCUCGCCAGAGAUUCUAAAUGGAAUAAAUUGUUCACGUCUACCACCACACAAGUUGGUUCUGAAGGUUGGCACUCCUGUUAUGUUGCUGUGGAAUAUAGACCAAACUAAUGGUUUGUGCAAUGGAACGAGGAUGCAAGUUAGAAGAAUGGGAAAUCAUGUGAUAGAAUGCAAGACUUUAACUGGUAACAAAGCUGGAAAUAUUGUUCUUAUCCCAAGACUGAAUCUAAUUCCAAAUAAUAAAAUAUUGCCGGUCAGGGUAACGAGUAAAGAUGGUCUGCGAAUGCUGUUGCAAGAUCAUGGGCACUUGGAAGAUAACUGCACGAUGAAUGUGGUAUAUAGAGAAGUUUUUGAGAGCCUGUAUCAAAGGAUAGCAUUGAAUUGUUAUCAGCAGAUUUAA
Messenger RNA from Arachis ipaensis, 3585 nucleotides. RefSeq lists its product as uncharacterized. NCBI's taxonomy places the organism in Eukaryota, Viridiplantae, Streptophyta, Magnoliopsida, Fabales, Fabaceae. The record is from RefSeq and is a predicted model, not a curated record. Gene Ontology annotation, biological process: DNA repair; telomere maintenance. Gene Ontology annotation, molecular function: DNA helicase activity.